Molecule: messenger RNA, 3093 nt
Organism: Ylistrum balloti
Lineage: Eukaryota; Metazoa; Mollusca; Bivalvia; Pectinida; Pectinidae
Product: protein max-like
Exons: 5
Coding region: 36-539 (167 amino acids)
Biological process (GO): positive regulation of transcription by RNA polymerase II
Cellular component (GO): RNA polymerase II transcription regulator complex
Molecular function (GO): protein dimerization activity; DNA-binding transcription factor activity
Source: RefSeq, a predicted model, not a curated record
UGUCAGUGAGCGGUGGAUGGGUGUUGGAAAUCAAAAUGAGCGAUGAGGAAAGAGAUGUGGAUAUAGAGAGUGAUGAGGACGACGAUGAUUUGGGGACAUCGUUUGGUUCCGGGCUUGCUGGUACAGAGUUUAUGUCACAGUCUGAGAAACGUGCCCACCAUAAUGCCUUGGAAAGGAAAAGACGUGACCACAUAAAAGAGAGUUUUCAUAGCCUACGAGACUCUGUGCCAGCCCUUCAAGGAGAGAAAGUAAACGUAUCUCGAGCUCAGAUCCUGAAGAAAGCAGCAGAUUAUAUCCAGUUUAUGAGAAAGAAAAAUCAUGGCCAUCAAGAGGAUAUUGAUGAUUUAAAGAAACAAAACUCAAUUCUAGAACAACAAAUUCGUGGAUUAGACAAAGCCAGGAGUACGGGACAGUUUGCCCAGUCGGGCACAGUUAGCUCGAAAAACAGUGCACUGACAUUUGAUGGUGGAUCUGAGUCUGAAAGCUCUGCAGAAGGUGAACUAUCACAAGGCCGUCGAAAAAAGUUAAAAACUGAAUAACAGGAUAAGUAGUUUAGAUACUUUCUCUUGUCGUGACCAUCAGAUGGCAGGCCAUGUGGUUAAGUGGACAGCUUAGUGCAGAGGCGUAUUGCUGGUGUGUGGGAAAUCCAAGUGUGUAUGUAAUCAAUGUGGAGUGAAGCCAAACAGGGAUCUAAAUCAUAAUGUACAGAUUGAUGAAAAAAGAAACUACUUUUUUAUAACUUUUUACUUCAAUUUUAAUCCUAUAACAGGAUAUGGUGAUUGAUUCAUUAUUUGUCUAACAGUCAGCAUGUAACUCCAUACAGAUCUCAUUAUCUCUAACAUAUAUAUUGGUGACAGAGCUUGAAUUCUUAAUCUGUAAUCAUCCGUUAAGAUCAAGCUUAGCACUUUUGGAAAUUUUAAAGUGAUCAUAUAUGAACACUGCCACUAUGUUGUAUAAUUUAGGAAACAUGCUUUGUUUGACUCAAGUGCUUCUUUAUAGAAAGGACGAAGAAAAUGGCCAUUUUAGAUGAAUUUUUAUUAGAAUUCCUUUUUUUGCUAGUUAUAUGUCAGAGGAGCAGUCAAAAUCCAAGACCCAGGUAGUACUUAAUGAUACAUUUACCUGGUAGUGUUUGUAUGGAAAUGUACUCGGAUGUUUGGCACCAACCAGUCUGAGUGUCAGUCAAGUACGCUCGAAAUAUACCAGUCCAACAGGUACAAACAUUGGCCUAUAAAUAUACCAGUCCAUCAGGUACAAACAUUGGUCUGUAAAUAUACCAGUCCAUCAGGUACAAACAUUGGUAAAUAUACCAGUCCAUCAGGUGCAAACAUUGGUCUAUAAAUAUACCAGUCCAUCAGGUACAAACAUUGGUCGAUAAAUAUACCAGUCCAUCAGGUACAAACAUUGGCCUGUAAAUAUACCAGUCCAUCAGGUACAAACAUUGGUCUAUAAAUAUACCAGUCCAUCAGGUACAAACAUUGGCCUGUAAAUAUACCAGUCCAUCAGGUACAAACAUUGGCCUAUGAAUAUACCAGUCCAUCAGGUACAAACAUUGGCAUGUAAAUAUACCAGUCCAUCAGGUACAAACACUGGCCUGUAAAUAUACCAGUCCAUCAGGUACAAACAUUGGUCUAUAAAUAUACCAGUCCAUCAGGUGCAAACAUUGGUCUAUAAAUUUACCAAUCCAUCAGGUACAAACAUUGGUCUGUAAAUAUACCAGUCCAUCAGGUACAAACAUUGGCCUGGAGAUAUACCAGUCCAUCAGGUACAAACAUUGACCUGGAGAUAUAACAGGCCUUUGGGUACAAACAUUGACCUGGAGAUAUACCAGUCCAUCAGGUACAAACAUUGACCUGGAGAUAUAACAGGCCUUUGGGUACAAACAUUGACCUGGAAAUGUUCCCAUCAUUACUUGUACCAGGAAAAUGAACUAGGCUUGUAUUUUUAUAUGGAUACUGUGUCUGAAUGUUGGAUGGAAUCAUUUUGAUUUCCUACACCUUGCUUUUCUGUUAUUUAUAAGAGAUAUGCUUAACAUGCAUAUCUUACUCACUGAUACCAAAAUCAAUGAUUAUUGCUGUAUGUGUAUGCUGCAAGAGAAUCAUUUUAACAUCUGGUGCAAAUGUUCUUUGUGAUAAAAGCCAUUGUUUUGAAUGUUGUACAUGGAAAAUCCAUUUUCCUGAUACAUUUAUGAUUCUUUAUACUUGGUAUUAGAUUCAUUGAUUCAGUUCCACUGGGAGAUCUGAGUUAUUGAAAAUUCUUGUCUCUUGUAACGAUAAUGAUUGUUUUAAAACUUCUGUGUUAUAUAAUGUACAUGUCUUCUAGAUUAGAUUUUCAUCGUUAUCCAAGUCAUAUUGUGAAUCUUCCUAGAAUCUAUAAAGAUAUGAGGAGCACAAAAGAAAUUGGGUAUUUUAGCUUUAUUUAUAUAAACAAAUGUAGCCUGUUAUGAGUAAUAUACAGGUGGAAUAAUGAGAGGUAUAUACCUGGUAAUUAAUGCUCUUUAAUCCCAAGUCUGACCUGCUUUCAUUAAAUUUGAUUUCAACAUCUGUCGAGACUUCUUUAUACAAACACAUUCAAAUAUCUGAAAAGAAAAUUUCAUGAAGUGUCUGGGCUAGGGUAUGUGCUCAUAAGUGCUAUUGUCAAACUGAAGCCAAGGUAAGAGUAACAUUUUUAUCAGCAGACUUAAAUGCUUUUAAUAGGUUGAAGAACUUUUAUCAAGUAUGUAAAUGUUAUAUCUGAAAUUGAAAUCCUUGAUGCUUUAAAACUUAUUAAAAGACCGUUCAGUUGAGUAAAUAUGUAUUUGAAUGCCUAUGAUUAUAAAAUUUUUUGUUUUAUCUUGUUUACAAAUUCCAUACCAAUCUUUAAAAUAUCAAAAAAUGGAUUUGUAAAGAAGCAGAGAUUCCUUAUUCUGUCUUCCCAACAAGAACUUAAAAGUCCUGUGUUUGGAAGUGUUUCCCAGUUUCAGCUUGAUCAUCUUUGAGAAGCUGGACUGAGUCAUGUCAUUACCCAGUCUUGUUUAAAUGUAUAUCUGGGCUUAUGACACACCUGACUUAGGUAGAUGUGAAUGUUGUACAAAUGAAUAAUAAAUAUGUAAAAUUU